This is a messenger RNA of Folsomia candida, 3318 nucleotides long. Its product is annotated as zinc finger protein 729. Gene Ontology annotation, biological process: regulation of transcription by RNA polymerase II. Gene Ontology annotation, molecular function: RNA polymerase II cis-regulatory region sequence-specific DNA binding; DNA-binding transcription activator activity, RNA polymerase II-specific. The transcript is spliced from 11 exons. Bases 208 to 3123 code for a protein of 971 amino acids. Gene Ontology annotation, cellular component: nucleus. NCBI's taxonomy places the organism in Eukaryota, Metazoa, Arthropoda, Collembola, Entomobryomorpha, Isotomidae. The record is from RefSeq and is a predicted model, not a curated record.
ACACAUGUUCUUCCAAAAGAGUUGACAUCAAAUUGAAGAAUUUCUUCGAAUACAAAAUAAUUAAUUUUGUACUUUCUUAAUACUUAUUUUGCUACUUAAGUACUUAAUUUCUUACACAAUUAGUUUCAAAAUCACCACCAUAAAACUAUUUCGGGCCCGUUUCAUAUUUUCUUUGCCCGGAUGAAAUAAUAAGCUGCAAAAUCAAUCAUGAAGCGUAAACCCGGAGCAAAAAGACAACUUCGGCAGGCUCGAAAAAUACACAUGGCUAGAGUUCGUGCUGCCAAAAAUCAACAUUCUGAUAGAGCCAACCAACAACCUCGAGAAUUGCAAGGAUUGAGCAACAAUGAGGUCGAGAUGAUGGAACAAGCGCCUGUAGAGGAGGAUGAGGACGAGGAGGACGAUUCUAUUGUUCCGAUAAGAUGUAUCAUUUGCUGUUGUCCCGCCCUAAAGAACAAAAAGUAUCCCACAAGAGUGAAAUUUCUGCUGGGACAAGUCGUCCCAUAUUCGCUCCUUUGCGACUCCACCUUUCGCCAGGAGGAAAUUGAACAAUAUAUCGAUCUCUGUUCGUCAUGUGUGCGUCUUCUCGGACAAGGGGAGCAGCUACAUGGCACAAUUAUCAAACUGGAGAGAGACUUGGACCAGGUGAAGAACAACGUGAAGAAAUUAGUACAAAAUUCCACCCUCAUUAAGCAGGAGGACGGAGGAAAUUUGGUGGUGGAAAAAAUAUACGGAAAUAUUCGCGAACAAUUGCUGAGUGAUUUUGUUGGCGAAGAAAACUUUAUCGUCGCGGACUGGUCAGGAGUAGAGUUUCAUGAGAAUGAAGAGCAUAUUUCUAGACCGGAAAUGGAAAAUGAUCCCUUAGAAUUUGGCGAGGAUUCAAUAGUUGACGAAGUUAUUACGAAUUCACCCAUUGCAGAUGCAGAUUCAAGUAGUGUAAAUUUAGAAUUUGGAGAGGAUUCAGGGGUUGAAAUUAUUGCGAAUAAGUUGCCCGCUGCAGAUUCAAGCAUUGCAAAUUCAAAAAGUGGUAUUCCAAAUUCAGAAGUUUCUGGUAAUAAAUCAAGUAUUGAAGACGAUGAUCAAAGUCUUCCAGAAUUUCAGAAACUGCACAAGGACAAAGUUGUAGCUACGUAUUCGAAAACGACCCCCAAAAGGAGCGUUGCGCCAAUCAAGAUUAGCCCGUUAAUGAAACAGAAGCACAAGGAGAAGAAAAAAUAUGUCCCAAGACCAGCCAUUGAAAACGUGUCAAAAAUCCAGGCAGUAAUAUUAUCAUCGUUACAAAAAACUGGCAUUUUUGCUCGUCAUUUAAAUCGAGGAAAUUCCAACCUAUCCGAACCGAUGGUCUCGGAGAUUCGAAAGCUACCUGACCUCACCAGCCCCGCAAGAAAGGGGCAUUAUCCUUGUGCCAUUUGUCCAGAUAAGUUCGAUACCCUCGUGGAAGCUAGCUUGCACCGGAAAUUUAUUCACCCAGGUCUCACCCUUUGCGCUAGUCCAGUUGUUAGUCUCCAAUGCGGAAAGAUAUUCAGAUCUCGGGACAUAAAACGUCACAGGAUAGAAAGCCAUCCACUUCUACGGUGUCCCGAAUGCACGGAAUCGUUCACCACCACGGACCGAUUGGAAUCUCACCUGAAGGCAGCUCAUCACCAGGACGGAUCUGCGUUACCACCAUUGCCAGAAUUAGGAUAUGAUGUCAAAUUAAUCCCGUGGGUGAUCCCUAUGACGAAGGAUGAAAUCCAGGAGGCAGCACGUGACCAGGGAUUCUUCCGCGUUAACUUAACACGGAUAGAAAUUAAGGACACGUCUCCUGAACAAGUGGUCGAAGAGCAAAGUGGAGAUAUUGGUGAAAAUGUUGAUGAAGCUCUCCCCUCUGGUUUGGUAUCUCAAACGACGAACGAAUCAAACAAUGAGCAAGAAAUUCUGAAGAGUAGGACGGAUUCUGGACCAAAGAAUAUUUCCACCACUCCAAAUGCCAACGUUUUUCCUACUGAACUAACUCAACCUGUUCCAGUCAAGCUGAAGAAAAAGAAAAUUAUUUACAACUGCGGGGUCUGCAAUACAAAAUUCCCCGUACAAUCCGAUCUCCUCCAACAUUUGGCCGAUGCUCACAAACAGACCCCAAAAUUCGGGUGUUUCGUGUGUCUCAAAGAAUUCACUUCGCUCAGUGAAUGCGAAGCGCACGUAUUAUCCCAGCACCCUGACGCCAAACUACCCGAGCAACGUGUCAAAUCCAAGGAACGAAAAAUUAGCAAGAUCCCAGAAAACAAGUUUUGGAUGUGGCCUUUUAUAUGUAAACCGUGUCGGCUGCGGUUUAUCUCUCUUCCCGUGCUGCAGAAUCAUAUCAAAUCGGAGGAGCACGCAAAAAUGAUGGAAUUAGGAGAACCAGUGGAAUGUCCAAGAGAUGGAUGCGAGCACAAGUACCGUGGCCAAGCCGAGUUGAAUGCCCAUCUGGCCGAACAUAGGAAAAUUAAAUGCACCCAGUGCCAUUUUAAAUUCGCGGAUCCAAACCUCCUCCUACACCACAAGGUCCGAUGUCAUAAAUACAUUCUAACCGAUGCAGAAACUUUACAUCCAAUUGUGCAUCAGUGUCGCGUUGAAAAUUGCGAGAGGCUAUUUAACAAUAAAGGUCGACUCGCAAGACACAUGGCGUCCACGCACGGAGUAGGAAAACACAAGUGUGACCAAUGUGGCAGAGUUUUUUCAGAGUUCGCUCAUCUCAACCACCACGUGAAACACGGGCACGAAAAGGCGCCAGGAAAGCAUAUGUGCGACAUUUGUGGGAAGCGUUUCACUAAAAAGUCUAACCUUGCUGCUCAUCGACCAAUUCAUGGAGAAGAGCGUCCCUUCCUUUGCUCCCAGUGCGGAAAAGCGUUCAAGACGAGUACCAGUUUAACGCUUCAUAAUUACAGUCAUGACCCGGAUCGUUGGACGAAACAUUAUCCGUAUCGGAUUCUGGUUGAAAAAAGGCUACAAACUCAGAGAAAAAGAGAGGCAGCAGCGGCGGCGGCGGCGAUUUCCGGUGGUCCAACUACUGCGCCGAAAAGGAGGCGAAAAUCUAAUAUUUCGAAAGGAGCAGAAAUAAUCGUCGACCAAUUUAUCAGUACUGAAGAGGAGGAGGGUAGAAUGUGAUUGGUUAACGUUCGAAAAGCAAAUAGUUUUUGAGAGUGAAUUAGAAAUGCAGUACACAUGACAUGUUAUACAUAAAUGAUUCAACGAAUCCAACUGUUAUACAUAAUGAAAACUUUUUUUAUUGUUAGAUACUUGCUAAAAAAUUAAAUAAAUACGGAACCGAAACUGCUGUAUUUAAAAGUUACAUGAACUCAA